Molecule: messenger RNA, 1520 nt
Organism: Betta splendens (Siamese fighting fish)
Lineage: Eukaryota; Metazoa; Chordata; Actinopteri; Anabantiformes; Osphronemidae
Exons: 3
Coding region: 280-1344 (354 amino acids)
Source: RefSeq, a predicted model, not a curated record
UUAUUUGUGCUUUUUAUUUUGAAGGACUCAACCUGGGCGGCCGCUUGUUAGACUAGGAAAUGAAAGUGCAACUUAACCAAGUUUGUUUUUUAAUGUGUUCGUUUCCAAAAGGUGUGCGUGACGUUUUUCGGUAAUAUUGUUAAGAUGAUUUCUUUGGCAGCGCUUAAUUUGAGACGCAGCUCACUGUAGCUACGCUUUAAAGCAACGUUAGCCAACUAGCUAGCUCAGCAGGCUAACACCGGGAGACCGUCCUAGUCUAAAGAGAACGACCCACAGAGCAUGGCUCUACGUGACACACUUGAAAUCUACAUCCCGGUGGAGGCUGACGUCAAAUGCAUCCCCUUGUGGAGCUUACCAAACUCAAUUCUCAGACGAAUGAGCCUCCCCCUGUCUGAUUCUGAUGGCUCCAGAAAGCUCACAAACUCGCCAAAGGGCACAUGGAUCUGUCCAGUAGUCAUUCGUAGGAAAGGACUGCAAGCAGCGUCCGACACAGGCGCUGACGUGAAGAAAGAAUUUCUCUGCCUCAUGGGGAGAGAGUCCCAGGCUAAGUCUGUUCCCCACCGACUGUCUUUUGUCUCUUCCAACCGUACGGCUUACGAGGUGCUGAAGGCCACCAAGCACGGAAGCGCAGUCUCUGCAGAGACGUCUCACACCUCCCUGCAGUGUCAGGAUUUACCACCCAAGACCAUACAAGAUGCUGUUGUAGUUUACAAUGGGCAAAUCUACCUGUCCCUCAGGAAUGCUAAUCGAAAGCAGAGUAAGGGAAAGAUGUGCGACCCGAAGAGGGUUUCGCAAUCUUUUGCUCCUUCGACCUCAGAUUUGUCAUCUAAGACCCAGAUGAAGGUUUUUCCUGACAACAAGGCCUUGAAGAAGCAAAUCACAUGUGAAGUAACAAACAGUGAUAACACGGUAGAAGAAAAGGGGAGCUAUGUUACCACCUCCAUGAAUCUACAUUCUGUUCCUGAGUCCACUAACGGUGUGAACAUAUUGGACUGUCAGGAUGCCAGAACCGAGCAGGCCACAGACGAUGUGGCAGAUCUGCAACCUGAUCAGUUUAAGCCUCUGGAAGAGGAGGUGGCUAACAAUGUCAGUGGUGAAUGUGAAAUGCAGGAAGAGGCAGAGAGCCUCGAUCACACCAGUGUCAUGGACUUCUGUAUGUCACCUAAAUCCACUAGGAAAGAUGACCAAAGUAGCAACUACAGCUGGACCAGGGAAGAGCCUCUGGAAGCUGACACAUCUCUGCAGAAAGAGAGUGAAUUUAACGAUCUGGAACAAGACGAGCUUAUCGCUCGACUGAAAGCCAGAUUCAAAGAGAAAAAUGAUGCCUUAAGCAGUCUGUCUUAACAGUGAUGGUCAGUGUGCUGGGGUGGCAAAUUUAAUCAUUACGUGUGGUGGAAAAUUGUUGAAAAGAUGUCAUCAUAAACCUAUUCAUAAAAUCUCUCUCUAAACUCCCUUAAAUUUUUGUAGAUGAACAGCUGGUCUAAAAAUAAAAUUAUUUUUCAAUAGUGUAUCACAAAGAA